This is a messenger RNA of Symbiodinium pilosum, 2262 nucleotides long. NCBI's taxonomy places the organism in Eukaryota, Dinophyceae, Suessiales, Symbiodiniaceae. The record is from the annotation of a GenBank genome assembly.
AUGCGCCAGGUGAACCUGUACAACCAGGGCUUCAUCAGUGCUGAGAAACUGGCCAGCAAGGUGGUCUUCCUCUUCGACUUGUGCAAGGACCAGCUCUCUUCGCAGCCGCACUACGACUUUGGGCUGCGCUCCCUGAAGGCGGUGCUUGCCUGCGCGGGCUCCAUGAAGCGCGAGGAGGUGACGAACAUAGGCGCGGAGAAGUUCGGCGAACUGUCGGAGGAGCAGGUGUCGCAGAGUGAGCAGAAGAUCCUGCUGCGAGCGAUCUUUGAUACGCUUGUGCCAAAGCUGGUGGCACAAGACAAGCCGUUGAUGCAGAGCUUGAUCUCCGGAGUCUUCCCAGGGGCUGAUGUUGGCAUUGUGGACAAUCAGAUACUCCAAGAAGAGAUUCGCAGGUUGUGCAAGCUACGGCACUUCGAGUGCACUGACAACUUUAUGCUGAAAUGCAUGGAGUUAUUCCAGAUUCAGAGAAUCACGCACGGCGUGAUGUUGGUAGGCACCGUUGGCACUGGCAAAUCCACGGUGUGGCGAACUUUACUGGAUGCAAUGGAGAAACUGGACAACGUGAAAGGUGAUGCGUAUGUGGUGGACCCCAAAGCUGUCAGCAAGGAGGAGCUCUACGGUAAGCUGGAUCCAACUACGCUCGAAUGGACGGAUGGUGUCUUCACUGAUAUUCUGCGACGCAUCUUAUCAGGACAUCGUGGCGAGAACCAGCGUCGGCAGUGGAUCAUGUUCGAUGGUGACGUCGACCCAGAAUGGGCUGAGAAUCUGAACUCUGUGUUGGAUGACAACAAGCUGCUGACCUUGCCCAACGGCGAACGCUUGGCCAUACCUCCGAAUGUUCGGAUCAUGUUCGAGGUGGACACCUUGAAGUAUGCUACGCUUGCCACAGUGAGCCGCUGUGGCAUGGUCUGGUUUGCAAACGACGUCGUGACGCAAGAGCACGGCAACCUCGAGUCUGAGAAAGCAGACACAGGAGAAGGCCCCGGAGUUUGCCGUCAGCUUGCCUUUGAGAUGGACCACAUCAUGACCUUCACGUCCAUCCGUGCUCUCACGGGCUUGUUCUCAAUGGUCCGGAAAGGCAUCAACAUGAUCCUGGAGUACGAUGAAGUACAUGAGGAAUUUCCUCUGGCAGACGACGUUCUGCAAUCCUUCAUAAAGAAGUAUCUCGUCUUCGCCAUCUGCUGGUCCUUUGGCGGGGACAUGUUCCUGAACACCCGGAUGAAGUUCUGCGAGAUGCUGGCGGGGCACCUGGGAGACAUUCCUGCGCCGGAUGGCUUGGGUGGAGAUACUACACUGCUGGACUUCGAGGUCCGCGUUGAGGAUGGCAAGUGGUAUCACUGGGACAAGCGAGUACCGACUCUGGACAUCGACCCAGAGAAGGUGGCAGACAGCAGCCUGAUCAUUUCCACAGUGGACACAGUGAGGCACACGGCAACUCUAGCAGCCUGGCUGGAGGAGCUGCAGGGAGAGGAAGCCCUUCAUUUUGAGUGGACCACCGGGAAAGCCAUGGCCGGUAGCCUUGAGCUGGCAUCGUUGAACUUCUCGGCGGGUACUACCCCGGAGCUGCUUCUGAAGACCUUCGACCUCUACUGCGAAACCGUGAAGACUCCCAAUGGCCUCGUGAUGCGACCUUUGCAGCUGAAUCGCUGGGUGGUAGUUUUCUGUGACGAGUGCAACCUGCCCGAGGAAGACAAGUACGGCACGCAGAAGGUCAUCAUGUUCAUCCGCCAGAUCACGGAGGCCGGAGGUUUCUACAGGCCAAGUGACAAGCAGUGGGUGAACGUGGAGCGCGUGCAAUUCCUGGGGGCCUGCAACCCACCCACGGAUCCGGGCCGUCAUCCGAUGUCCGAUCGCUUCCUUCGGCAUGCCCCAGUCAUUUGGGUCGACUACCCGGGCCCGGACAGUUUGCGGCAGAUCUAUGGCACCUUCAACAGAGCAAUGCUGAAGCUUCAGCCACAGCUGGACAAGAGCUGUGGGGAGGGUAUGACAAACACCAUGGUGCAGUUCUGGCGCGAGAGUGCUCAGAAGUUCACCUCUGACCAGCAGCCUCAUUACCUCUACUCCCCGCGCGAGCUCACACGGUGGAAGACAGCGCUCUAUGAGUGCAUGCGGUACUGGGACGGCAUGACGCAAACAAACCUCAUCCGCUUGUUGGUGCAUGAGGGUCUCCGAAUCUUCGUGGACCGACUGGUGUAUGAGGAGGAGCGGCAGUGGAGUGAAGAGCUUCUGGAUGAGGCGCGGGGCAUCGGUCUUGGGAAGUGA